GUCAGGUGCUGUGGAAACGGCAAUGGCGGCGGACUGCACGAAAGUGGCCGCGGGCGUCUGGACGGCGCGCUCGGCGCGGGACGGCCUGGACAAAAGCAUCACCCUGCCGCCCGACGAGAUAUUCCGCAACCUGGAGAACGCCAAGAGUUUCGCCAUCGACAUAGGUGGCUCUUUGACAAAGCUGGCCUACUACUCAACGGUGCAGCACAAGGUCGCCAAAGUGCGAUCAUUCGAUCAUUAUGGCAGAGGUCAUGAUGAUGAGCCAUUGUAUGAGAUUUCAGUUCAGGAAGAGAUCACUGCCAGACUUCAUUUUGUUAAAUUUGAAAAUGCUUAUAUAGAAACGUGUUUGGACUUCAUCAAAGCCCAUCUGGUCAACACCGAGACCAAAGUAAUUAAAGCUACGGGAGGCGGUGCUCACAAGUUCAAGAACCUGAUUGAGAAGAAACUAGGACUGAAAGUGGAUAAGGAAGAUGAAAUGACUUGCUUAAUCAAAGGUUGCAACUUUGUUCUGCGAAAUAUUCCACAUGAGGCUUUUGUGUACGUGAAGCAUGCAGAGCCUGAAUUCCGAUUUCAGACAACACACCCAGACAUCUUUCCCUACCUGCUGGUCAACAUUGGGUCAGGGGUAUCUAUAGUCCGGGUGGAAUCUGAAGACCAAUUUGAGCGAAUAGGAGGAAGCUCAAUAGGAGGUGGUACAUUUUGGGGACUCGGAGCUUUGCUGACACAAACAAAGCGUUUUGAUGAAUUGUUACAACUUGCAUCAAGAGGGCAGCAUACUAAUGUAGACAUGUUAGUUCGUGACAUUUACGGAGGGGCAUAUGAAUCCUUUGGCUUGACUGGGGACCUUAUUGCUAGUAGCUUUGGAAAAUCUGCAACUACAGAUAAAGAAUUCACUAAAGAGGACAUGGCCAAAAGUUUACUUCACAUGAUCAGCAAUGACAUCGGCCAACUGGCUUGCCUGUAUGCCAAACUGCAUAACCUUAGCAGAGUUUACUUUGGUGGGUUUUUUAUCCGAGGACAUCCUGUUACCAUGCACACAAUUACCUACAGUAUCAACUACUUCACAAAGGGUGAAGUCCAGGCACUCUUUCUGAGACAUGAAGGAUAUCUUGGUGCCAUCGGCGCCUUCCUGAAGGGAGCAGAAGAGGACAGUAAGCACUUGUUUCAAUAUCCUAAUCAAUAUAGUUGGGGGGAGAACUAUGCUGGCAGUUCAGGUUUAAUGAGCAGUUCUCCUGAAGUACAUCCAAUGCAGCGGACACGGAGUGGAACGUUUGACAUGUUGGAGAUGGAUCGUCUGGAUCGGCAGCUGGUGAAUCUUCCCCUCCUACACGAUGCAUCAUCGUACGUCCCCGAUACCGUUGACCUCACUGAAGAUGCCAUGGCAAGAGAAUAUUGGCUGAGCUGCUUCGAAGAUGCUUUAGAUGGUGUAGUAAAGCGGGCAGUCGUCAGUCAGCCACAGUCACUGGAUGCCCCAGAGCGAGCAGAGAAAUUUCGCCAGAAAUAUAGGCACAAACUUCAGACAUUGAGGCAUCAACCAUUUGCAUAUGGAUCCCUAACAGUCAGAAGCUUGCUGGACACGCGGGAGCACUGUCUGAAUGAAUUCAACUUUCCAGAUCCUUACUCAAAAGUGAAGCAAAGGGAAAAUGACGUUGCAUUGAAACACUUUCAGAAGGUGGUGAGGAACUUGGACUCGCUGAGCAUGGAGGAGCGGCAGUUUGCAUUAGUGAAAGGUCUUUUAGCAGGAAAUGUCUUUGACUGGGGAGCCAAAGCUGUUUCAGAUGUUCUUGAAACAAAUUCAGCGUUUGGUUUUGAAGAAGCGAUGAAACGACUGCAAGCACGCCCUUGGCUGGUCGAUGCAUAUAAUGACUGGAUCGAGCGACUUAAGGGUCCUCCUCACAAAUGUGCCUUAUUUUUCGUAGAUAAUAGUGGGAUAGACAUAAUUCUUGGAGUUUUCCCAUUUGUCAGGGAGCUGCUGUCCAAAGGCACUGAGGUUAUUUUAGCCAGUAACUCAGGACCAGCAUUAAAUGAUGUUACUUGCUGUGAGUUGACAAUAGUUACGGAGAGGAUUGCAGCAAUGGAUUCAGUCAUCAGGACAGCUUUAGAAAAAGAUAAAUUAUUGCUAGUUCAGAGUGGCUCCAGUUCACCAUGUCUCGAUCUGAGUCGGCUUGACAAAGGAUUGGCGACGGUGGUGUGGGAGAGGAAGACUGACUUAGUGAUCAUUGAAGGCAUGGGCCGAGCUAUUCAUACAAAUUAUUACGCUGCAUUACGUUGUGAAAGCCUGAAACUCGCUGUCAUCAAGAACGCCUGGUUGGCAGAGCGGCUUGGUGGAAACAUCUUCAGUGUAGUUUUUAAAUAUGAGAUGGCACCAAAGUGAAAAUGUGGACUACUUGCUGAGGAAGGACUUGGCGUUGCACUGACACUGAGAGGGCCGUGGAAUGUAUUGUAAUAUUUUCUGUGAUUAUAUAUUUGCAGAUUGGAAAAAAAGUUAAUAUGGAUCUGCAAAGCUUUUGUGUCAGAAGCAAUAAUAUAUAUUAUAUAUGUACAGCUACCAUAUACUUGUUUUAAGAAAACAUUUAUUGUACAGACAGUAUUUGUGGAAAUGAAUAUUGUUUUGCUUUUGUUCACUCAAGACAAUCAGGUUUAAUGCUAUCCCUUUCUCAAGCUGUUCCCUUGAAUAAAUCGAGAAUGGAUGGUGUGAAAUGCAGAUGCUAAGGUUUGGGUCCCUCUAAGAUGAAUUGGUACAUGGCUCAGAUUUACAUCCUGUGAUUGGCACUCAGUAAAACAGUUAUACAUGUCUUUAAAUCUUGAAUUAUAUCAGAAGAGAACAAUUUAAGUAAUUUAAAAUUAAGGAUAUAGUAGUGUUCAAUGCAAGUUGUUUACUGUAUUAAUAUGUACAGUGGGAGUGAAUUAGUCUGGUGGAUUUAGUAAGGGGGAGCACUUUGAGUCUUAACAGGUUUACAUUGAAGUCUACUGCAUUGUAGACUCUUUGACUCACCCUGGCAAUGCCUACCAAAAGAACGCAUCUGUGCUAAUCCCAUUUAUCAGCACCUAGUCUGUAUCCUUCUCUGCUUUGGCCAUUCAAAUAUUUAGUUUAGUUUAGUGAUACAGGUCCUUCCGCCCACCGAGUCCGCACCGACCAGCGAUCCCCACUUACCAGCGACUACUUAAAUAUUGUGAGGGCAUCUGCCUCCAAAACCCUCUCGGGCACUCAAUUACAAAUUCCAACCACUCUCUCAGUAAUAAAGACCUCCUCGUGUCCCUCUAAGCCUCUUGCUCCUUAUUGUAAACUUCUGCUCUCUGGAUAUAGGCAUUUCAAGUCUGUCAUGUGUUCUGUUUCCUUGCCAGAUGAAAGAAUGCAAUCUUGUGCUUUUAUGGAAAGCUUGGGGAUAGUCCAAAAUACGUUAAAAUCAAUGAGGUGCUAUUUAAAUCUUUGUGAUAUGGGAAAUGCUUCAGCCAAUUAAUACUCUACAAGGGCCCCUCAAACAGCAAUGGGGUAGUGUCCAAAUCAACCAAACAAAAAUACUGUCCCAUCACACCCCCUGUAAUUAUUCCCUGCGGCUUUUACAUUCUCGAGUUUACAUUUUCCUCUAAAGAUAGCAUCUUCAGCAGCCUCUCCAUCACUUUGCACUGUGCUAGAGAGUCAUCCGAGACUUUGAAAUGUAUUUCUGGGCUUGGAUUGAGCUCAUAACCUCUCAGUUCUUGCAAGAAAGAUCUGCACUGAUGGGCUGUUAACACCUACACAGUACCAUUUCCAUGAGCGCCACAGGCAAAGUCUGCAAUCUGAAGCAACUAAUAUCUACAAACAGUAAUUCAAAGGAUUAUAUCUAUAAUUUGUUGUAACCUACACUGUGCAUCAGCAAUCCUGAGGCCUUAUUUCAUGAAUGACCUUCUACCUGGCAAAAAAAUGAGUGUGGCGUGAAUUGAUUCACCCUAUUGUUCGUGUGAUGGCAUGUAAACAAAGGUUUUGUCAGGCAGCAAGUGUUGCAUACAAUUCUGCCCUUUAUAAUUCAUUGCAAGCAAUGCUUGGUGCAAGGAUUCUGUUUGUAGGAAGGAACUGCAGAUGCCGGUUUACACCGAAGAUGGACAUUAAAUGCGGGAGUAACUCAGCGGGACAGGCAGCAUCGCUGGAGAGAAGGAAUGGGUAAAGUUUCGGGUUGAGACCUUUCUUCAGACUUGAGAGUCGGGGGAGAGGGAUUAGUUCUCCAACUAGUUUCAUUUUCCUCCUGAUUAAAUAUUACUGAUUGUGUGGAUUGGUGUCACCUUCCCCUCUGCUAACAAUGUACCAUUCUACAUUUCCUUGAUCAUCGUACCCUUUGAUCUGUGUUUUCACACUUUACCCUGUCUUAUCUCGUUCUCCCUCUCCCCUGAAUCUCAGUCUGAAGAAGUCUCGACCCAAAACGUCACCCAUUCCUUCUGUUCAAGAAUUCUACUUUGUGUGUGUGUGUGUGUGUGUGUGUGUGUGUGGACCUGGUAAUAGGAUGGUGAUGGAGCAAUGAGAGAAGGUUCAGCCAAGAUAGUAGAAUGUUUAUAUGGUGUUUUCUCAUGAAGCUGUAAAGCUUCAAAGAGGUCCUGAUAUUUCAAUGAAGAAUUUACGGUCAGAUAAAUUGUAGGCCGAUUAUAAUGGGGGUGUCGGGGUUGGAAUUUAAAUAGCUUAGAGUUAAAGGAGUCUGUCAACAUUUGCAGUCUAGGCUUGUGUUCAAACAAGAGUCCCUGAGUAUUCUUAGGUAUUCGGACAAGCAAUCUGAUUUACCAAUGUACUUUGGAUAUAAUAAUCCUCAAUGUAGCCCAAAUGGAGAGGUUUGAAUAAUUUCCUUACGACUUUGAGGGAGUCCAUUUAGUUGGAAUUUAUGCUGGCUCUUAGCGAAAUCCCAUUCCUCUGCUUAUUUUUCUGUGAUCUAUUCUCAUUCACAUGGCCAUCAACAUCACCUGAACUCCAUUACCAUCCACCUAUCAACACCAGGGGCAAUUUACAACGGCCAAUUAACUUACUAACUUGCACGUUUUUGAAAUGUAAGAGGCAACCUGAGCAGGCAGGGUAGCCCAAGUGGUUGCAUGUAGGACAUGCAAACUCCACAGAGGCAGCACUGGAGGUCAGGAUUGAACCUGGAAGCCACACUACCUAUGCACCACUGUUACUUUACAACUAAGCCUGGUGAUCAUACUGGGUUUAUGCAUGUAAUAUGCAAUGUCUUUAAAAGUCUUUUGCAGUUGAAAUAACUCUCCUUGAGAGUCUGGUAUAGUUUUGCUCAGUUUGUCAUUAAAACCCCAAUCCUAAAGUGCCUUCUAUUCAACUGCUGAAAUGGUGGUGGCAAGAUUCACUUGCUCUUUUUAAGCCCCUACUAGUUAUUGCUUUGGUCUCCCUUGCUGAAGCAAGCGGGUGUCCUCAGGAAGUGACAUGCUGCGCAGAAUAGUAUCUGAUAUGAUUAAUAGUAUGGAAAAGGUGCAUGAACAGCACCCCUUCAAAUUUUCACCCAAAAAGAUUUGGCAAUUCUUUCCCCAAAAUAGAAACACUGGAUCAAUUGAAAGUUUCAGGAUUAAGUUUGGUGACAUUUGUUGCUUAGGAAAUUGCAUUGCAGUUGACUCUUGAGUGUGGCUACUUGGGUUCCAAGUGGCAAAAGGUAACUUUAAAAACCCCCACUAAAACCAAGAAACUUGGGUCAUGGGAAUAGGACUCAGUUGAGAAGCUUGUGAAGGGAGAGCCUUUCUGAUUGGACAAUUGGCCAAACAUCUAUUGGACCAAAGUUCUGAAUAAAAGAAAUCUUUCUUAGCCUUUGCAAAAGUUUCAAAUUUGUUCUUUAUUUUCUUAGGACUUGCUAAAGUGCCUCAGAAGAAUCAUCUUGAACAAUUGCUGGUGGUGUGGUCACACGGUUGGCAUUUGAAUGAGUAACUGGCUGGAUAAUUGUUUGCUGGGAAAGGAAUAUUGAGUAGAACCCAUACUCUUGCAAUAGUACUGUGGUGACAUUUGUAUUCAUUGAGAGUGUUGUUGAGGUUUUGGUUUAAAUCAUCAAAGAUGACACCCUUGCAUAUGCAGCAUUCUUUCAGAAUUGUGCCAGCAAAGUUGCGUGUUGAAGCUGAUAUUGGGGAUUGAACCCAUGAUUUUCUGCUGUGAAAAUCUCUAGUACUGCUUUCCCAGCUCAGCACCCACCUACAGUGAAUAUUGGGUAUGGACCAUUCAAUUAUAUGUUUGCCAUCUAUAAAAUCUUGCUUCCUUUUCAAUUAGUAAUAGUACAGCUGAACCUCGUGGAUCUUGUACAAGUUUCAGUUUAUAACCACGGGCACGGUUUUAUGUACUAUUUUUAAAGUUCUUAAAGGCUAACGUGACCGAAUAGAAUGGCCAGUCAGCACAAACUCUGCUGAGUUAGCCCAAUUUGUCUUCAUAAGAAAUGGCACAAAUAAUACUCGUUACUGUACCCUGCUCCCAUGCUGAAACUCUCCUUCAGAUGCAAUGGCUUGAGGUGAAAAGAAUGCUUCAUAAACAGAUUGCUUCCUGUGGUGGGAUUGGAGAGGCACAUUAUGCAACAUUAAUUGAAAAGUAAUUAAGACCAGAUUCCAAUGCAGCAGCCUACAGCUGUUUUUUAAUUAAUGUGCCAGGCAAGAGAUAGUAUAUGUAAUGUUUGAGACAAUGUGCCAUCGAUGCGAAUUGUCUGCAAGAAGAGCUUCGGUUUGUUGCAGUAAUAUGGACAGAAAAUCGUAACGGACGGCACAGUUAAUCCUUCCAAUUAGAGACUGCAGACCUCAGGGCAACCACAUUGCUUAUAUUCUGUUACAAUAGCAGUUCCUAUUUAUAGAGAGAUUUUAUAUACAUAACAAGAGUCCAACCUGACCCUCAUGGCCUGAUUGCACUGCACUAGCACCGGAUAUGCCGUCUACAGGACAUAUUCAACCAAGGGAACAGGCUGGGAAAGAGAACAACCUUACUGUAUUUUAUGUGAUCAACCAGGUAACACCAUGUGUAUAAAUUAAAUACAGAUUAUUUUGGAAGGAAUAUUUAGUACUGUGAUUUUUGUUUAUGCCUUGAUAUGAAAAAAAUGAUAUACUUGGCACGUGCCCUGUUUUUUCCUCCUUUGGUUUGGCCUGUGUAGAAUAUCAUGGUGAUCAGGGUGUUAAUCAAGUCACUUUAUUUCUAUAGCACAUUUAAUAUGUUACACGGAUGUAGAACAGGUUUGAUGGAGCAGUGUAUCUUAAUAUGUACAUUACAAUUUGUAUUGAAAUUAUUGCUAUUUUGCUUGGUUUUCAUCAGUUUAGGUUUACUCCAGAAGAGAUUGUUAUUUCAGCUAGAAAGGAGUUUGGUCAACUUUCAUGUUCAUUGAAAACAAGGUUUUAACUCUGGUUCUCUUUGCACAGAUGCUGCCUGUCCCAAGAGUGUCGAGUAUUUUCUAUGCUCUGAUUUCCGGCACCUGGGGUUUAUUUUGAUUCCCAUUAUGUACAAGUUGAUUUUGAUAAUUUUCACUUUAGCAUUCUCUUGAUCGAUUACUUGUUUUUUCUUGAAACAAAUUGUUGCACUGUGAGAAACAUCUGCCCAAUGCACUGCGGUUACAGCUAAAGUUGCUUUAACGGCACAUUCAAAACUGGUGACCUCCACCACCAAAAAAGACCAGGGUCACAAAUGCACACGAACACUCGCAGAUCCCCCUCCAAGGCACAACCUCUCAACUUACAAAUAUAGUGUUGUUUUCUUCAUUGCUAAGUCUAAUGCCAUGAAUUCCCUUCACAACAAAAUGAUGGGGAUAUCUUGACCAAAAUGUCUGCAGCCACCCACUAUGGUGCUCAUGACAAUUUAUUGGAUAAUUAAAGUUGGGCAGCGAAAUGUUGCUAUGUCAUUUACCAAAAGAACCCUCAGACAUUCAGCUAUUUACUACAGGGGAUUAUCUCAUGUUAAGUUUCACCUUCUGACCUGGAAAUGCAGCAUUUAAAACAUACCCCAAACUACAUCAAUCUUGUUGAUAUCAAAUCAUUUUAUUGAAUUAUUCAUACUGCCAAAUGCAAGGCCAUCAUGAGUAUUAACAUAAAGCUAACUGAACUUUAUAUUAAAUUGAUUUAAUGAAAGCUUCACUUUGCAAAACCAUUCUGCAUUGGAGUACCAGAUUAGUCUAAAAUCAGCAUUAGCAUGAGACCUAUGUUAUUACAGAGUACAUUACAAGUUAAAGACAAUGAUUACCAAAGGCAUGCACAAUUUAAAAAGGAAUAGAAUGAAACUGAAGAACGUUGACCUCUUUCAGACAUCUUUAUUGACGUGCUUCACCAGAGAUUUGCAAUGGAAGGUGGACACCAAGCCUCAAGCAAACACUGUCCAGGGGCUGAGAACUUGCUUAAAGUAUAAGAGUCAACAGAAAAAAAAGGCAGGGACAGGUAGGAAGUAAAUUUACACUGCUUGAAUUUAGGCUGCUGAGGAUAUUUGCAAUUGAGUUCUGCAGUCUAAAUCCAGUUGGUGCCAGGGGGGUAGAAACUACUUAACGUGAAGAUGGGAGAUGUGGUGGUGAGGUGAGAAAAGCAUGAUUACAUAGAUCAGUGUAUUCCCAAGCUGUGGUACUAACAUUCUGGUGUAAUAUCCAAUGUCAGGCCCUGCGGUUUGCAGAACUGUUUCAAUUGCUUUCACUGCUGGCAAUGGGGACUAAGAGCACAAAGUACUGGUCAGGCAGUAUCUGUGGAGAACAUUCAGGCACAUUUUUUUCCAAGUGGAUAACAUUUCAAGUGUUCUGAUGAGAUGACAUAAACCUAGGUUUUGCCAGUUCUGCCAGUUGUCAGUUCCACCUCAAUUGUAUUGUCAAUAAAUUCUGGUUGUGUAUUGUAGAACCUGUUCUACACCCAACGUAUUUAUAGGGGAUUUGCACUAUUAAUUCCUCCUUUUAGAGUGGGCGAGGGUGGGGUGGGGUGGGGAUUAGAAUCCUCCCCGGGCAAAUGGUCCCUAUUAGAAUUUCAGAUAUUUUACCUGCUUUUUUCCAGUGUUUGAGUGAUUAUUUGCAGCAGAUUUCUUUACAUUUUUCCAAUAUUUAAAAUUGAACAUUUAGCACCUUUAUAAAAAAAAAAAAAAAAA
This is a messenger RNA of Amblyraja radiata (thorny skate), 9034 nucleotides long. It is a transcript of the gene pank4, whose product is annotated as pantothenate kinase 4 (inactive). Gene Ontology annotation, biological process: coenzyme A biosynthetic process. The coding region runs from base 23 to 2374 and encodes 783 amino acids. Gene Ontology annotation, molecular function: ATP binding; pantothenate kinase activity. The transcript is spliced from 19 exons. NCBI's taxonomy places the organism in Eukaryota, Metazoa, Chordata, Chondrichthyes, Rajiformes, Rajidae. Gene Ontology annotation, cellular component: cytosol; nucleus. The record is from RefSeq and is a predicted model, not a curated record.